Messenger RNA from Dioscorea cayenensis subsp. rotundata (Guinea yam), 813 nucleotides. Its product is annotated as 60S ribosomal protein L28-1-like. Gene Ontology annotation, molecular function: structural constituent of ribosome. The record is from RefSeq and is a predicted model, not a curated record. Gene Ontology annotation, cellular component: ribosome; cytosolic large ribosomal subunit. Gene Ontology annotation, biological process: translation. NCBI's taxonomy places the organism in Eukaryota, Viridiplantae, Streptophyta, Magnoliopsida, Dioscoreales, Dioscoreaceae. The transcript has 4 exons. Bases 115 to 555 code for a protein of 146 amino acids.
GUCUAGGGUUUUUGAGAUCAUUUAUAUAAAUUGCGAUCAAAGGCCUCCUCCGCCUUCCAAACCCUAGCACUCGGACGCAGUGGUGUCAGGAUCCCUCGUCGCCGCCGAUCCGAAAUGGCAGGUAUUCCUGGGCCGCUUGUUUGGGAGAUCGUGAAGAAGAACAAUGCGUUUCUUGUGAAGCAGUUCGGCAAUGGCAACGCCAAGGUGCAGUUCAGCAAAGAGCCCAAUAAUCUAUACAACGUGCACUCCUACAAGCACUCAGGGUUGGUGAACAAGAAGUCGGUGUCAAUCCAGCCGGGUGGAGAGGGGCUCUCUGUGACGCUUGCUACCACGAAGACGAAGAAGCAGAACAAGCCCAGCAGCCUCUACAACCGGUCAGUCAUGAAGAAAGAGUUCCGCAAGAUGGCUAAGGCCGUCACCAAUCAGGUAACAGAUAACUUCUACAGGCCAGACCUGACCAAGGCUGCUCUUGCAAGGCUUAGUGCUGUCCACCGCAGCCUCAAGGUUUCCAAAUCCGGUGUGAAGAAGAGGAACAGGCAGGCCCUCAAAAAGUGAACUUAGUUUUGCAGCCAUUUGUUUCUGUUUUAAUGGUUUGUCUUCCUAUUUUUGGCUGGAGAUUCAUAUCAAAUUUCAAACUAUUUUGUGACUCAAAGCUUUAUUAUCUGUCCUUUAGAUAUUUUCCCUGAACUUGGUUUUUAUUUGAGCUUAAAACCAGCGUUUCUGUUCCUGUGGCUGAAGGUUUCCAGACAUUUUUUGUUUUAGCCUAGAUUGCAGUAAUCCAGUAUUCAAAAAAGUUGCAAUUCAUCCUUUCAA